GUAUGAAGUGGAGCUCAGAGCUGGACUGCUGACUCUUACUCUCACAGACCAUAGGAUACUAUCAUCCUGCUACUAAGAACUGCUCUCGGAAAGGAACAGACAAACUUUUACUUUGAAGGAUUUUACUUCUGCUUAUAUCUUCCAAAAUGUUGCUCUGUCUAACAUUGCAGUGGAUUAUUUCAUCUCUGGUUGUCCUGUGCAGUGCAGCACUUUUGGCGGAGAAUGAGUGCCCAGCAGAGUGCUCCUGCCCCCCCUCUCCCCCAGCGUGUGCGCGGGGGGUCAGCUGGGUGUUGGACCACUGUGGCUGCUGUAAAGUCUGUGCCAAACAGUUCAACGAAGACUGCAGUGCCACCGAGCCCUGCGACCACAUCAAGGGACUGCGCUGCCAUCUGGGGGCCGGAGGAGACCCACACCGGGGCCUGUGCAGAGCUGAGGCCCUGGGUCUGCCCUGUGAGUUCAACGGGCGCAUGUACCAACAUGGGGAGCACUUCCAGCCCAACUGCCAGCACCAGUGUACCUGUAUGAACCGCGUGGUGGGCUGCAUGCCCCUGUGCCCACACCAAGUGCCCCUGCCUGACUGGCGCUGCUCCCGGCCACACCUGCGCCAGCCAGAGGGCACCUGCUGCGAGGAGUGGGUCUGCGAAGACGACAACCACAUCAGUGAGGAGCCAGACGGUCCGGGGCUAACCACUCUGCCAGACGGGCUGCCCCUGCCCAACCACAUCAGUCCACUGGGGCAAGAACAGCUCCCUCUGAGGCUGCCCAGAGAGAAGACUUUCAAAGAGAUGUUGUCCAUGCCACGUUCAGAGGUGCUGCUUGAGUCCAGCUGUUACCCACACUCGUCCUCCUGGAGUGAGUGCUCUGUGACCUGUGGGAUGGGCCUCUCCUCCAGGGUCACCAGACAUAACCCUCAGUGCCAGCCAAUCAAACAGAUCCGGCUCUGCCAAAUCAGGCCCUGUGAACAGCUCCCUGCAACUGUCAAGAAAGGAAAGAAGUGCCAGCGAAUGACCCAAUCCCAGGAUCCCGUCAGCCUAACGUUUGCCGGCUGCUCCACGGCCCCGCUCCACUGGCUCCGCUCCUGUGGGACGUGUGCAGACGGCCGCUGCUGUAUGCCCUCCAGGACCCGCACUGUCCGCAUGCAAUUCCACUGUCCCAACGGAGAGGACUUUUACCAAAAUGUCAUGUGGAUUCACCGCUGCAAGUGCUCCGACAACUGCCAAAUCGACCGCUUACUCAGCGUCUAUAACGACAUCCACAUUUUCACACACUGAGGGAAGGGAUAGGUUGUGUUCACGACAUUCUAGAAAGUUUUGUCAUUAUUUCAGAUUGAUGGCAGGGGUCUAUUAUACUUCUUCGGGGUUUUCAUGGUUUUUGAAGGAAAUUACCAAAUAGAAAAUACACUUACAUGCCCAGAACAAAUAAGCAUAAUCAAAUAACUCAAUAAUUAGAUCCGAUUUGUGAUGUUUUGGGUGUUUACAAGCACACAAGGAAUCUGAAAUCACCUGGUGAGUAACUGCUGUAUUUGUAAGUCCAGUUAAUUAUAAAAUAACUCCCUUUCAAUAUAUCUUUCUUUAAUUUUUGUCUAUGCCACAUUAGUUUUGAAUAAUUUUCUUUGUCAAAACCUGCACAGAUGUGAACAAUCAGAAAGAAGUCAGAUUACUCACACUAGAUGCAACUGUCACAUGUUACACUUCAAUAAUCUCCAAAAAUCAGACUAUGAUCAGAUUUGUGGUGUGCAUGUAAACAUAGUCAAGUAUAGGGAAUGUGUCUACAAACCUGCAAAUUAUACUUGUGGCGUUAAGUCCUUUCAACUGACAACAUUUGUGUCCGUGUGAGGGAAUAAUACUACCACUUUUUACUUAUUCUAUGGCUAUACAUGACUAUAUCCAAAGAGACAAGCAGGUGACCUCGGCAUGCAAAGUUACAUAUUUUACAUUUAUUUUUGCUGAGAGCCUUGAUACUGAACUUGAUGACAGUUUUUGUUUCAUCUGGAUAGGCCUAAGUCAUUGAUAUUAACCAAAAACAAGUCCAUCAUAGUAUUUAGACCUGCCCUUCAGCUCAAUGUUCAACUACGGACAGUUCAGAAUGUCAUGAUGUCACGUGAACCCAACCUAUUGUCCACAAAACUUGCCAAUUUAAACCAUAAAAAUAAAUCUUGGGAGAGAGAGAGGUGGGGUUUUCUGUUGCUCCUUCCAAAAACAACCAGAAAAUAUGUUCGCUUGCACUUUAAGCUUCCUGCCACAAAAUCAGUGUGCCUCGACUGGAUGUACCCAAUGUCUAGAAUGGGCUUUACUGAGGACUGUGAUGGCACAAAAUGAUUGAAACUACUAUUAUUUAUUUAAAACUUCCCUCCUAGAUGACGGGGGGGUGACGUAGAGUGACAUAUGGACAAACAUAUGGACACAAAUACGAUCAAACAUACAUACGCAUCAGUGGUUGUCACAAAUCACUGUUAGAUUACACAAGUUUCUGACAAAUGUACCGAUUGUACAUCAUGCAACUGCCAAUGCCAACAAUAGUGAAAUAUUUAGUUUUAUAGACUUCACUCUUGAAUGUGGAGUGAAUAUAUUUAGGAUCACCUCAUUUUUCGGGGUGUGAUUUUUUGUGUGUUUUUAGUGUAAAUAGUGCCUUAUUUGAACGAUGAAUGUAUUCUUUCUAUAUAUUUAUGUUACGUUUAAGUUGUUGUGCAUGUAAUAAAACCAUUCAAACAGUU
Molecule: messenger RNA, 2713 nt
Organism: Periophthalmus magnuspinnatus
Lineage: Eukaryota; Metazoa; Chordata; Actinopteri; Gobiiformes; Gobiidae
Gene: ccn1l2
Product: cellular communication network factor 1, like 2
Exons: 5
Coding region: 147-1271 (374 amino acids)
Biological process (GO): signal transduction
Cellular component (GO): extracellular region
Molecular function (GO): protein binding
Source: RefSeq, a predicted model, not a curated record